CCUGUCCGGCCGGAGCAGGGAGGCCGCGACGCGGGCCCAGGGUGGCCUGUUCAAGGUCACGGGCUGUGCCAGCCUCGACCCUUCGAGUCCCGCGGCGUGUUGCGCCCACCGAUGCAGGCGGGGCCGUUACGCUACGCUGGUGGCCAGCCUUCCGCCUCAGAGAGGGCUGGCGGCGAGUGAAGGCGGCUUCCUGGAGGAGGUGGUGGUGGGCCCAGGGUUCAGUGGCUGGAGCUAGAUCGCAACCCGGCAGGGGCGGUGGUCUGUGGUCAGUAACCCCGCGCGGCGGUAUUAGGCCGGCUUGGGUCUCUAGGCAGUCCCUUUCCCGUGUAGAUGUCCCGGGAGGAUGAGAGAGGGACGCGACCUGCGAUCUUAGGUGGGGCCUGGGUGCAAAGAGGCGGAGAGUGUCUGCCCCUCAGCUCUGGACCUGUCGUCAUUAAAGAUCCAGCCCACCAGUCCCACAUCUGACCCGUGGAAGGAUAUCUGCACCCCGCCUCCGCUACACACACACGCACACACACUCUGGGGAACGUAGACUAGUCACUGUCCUGCUACUGUCGCAGGCAGAGUUUGAGGCUGCCAGGGGUCCUGGAUCCAUGGAUUUAUCCUUAUUUCACUUUUGAGAACUUUAUUUUUCCUUAUUUCACUUUUGAGAACUUUAUUUUGGAUGGAGAAACAGCCCAGAAUCCACCGGUGCAUCUGUGGGAAACUGGGUUGUCAGUUCCUUGCUGGAGAAUCUGACCACAGAGAGUUGCCAAGAUAGCUGGGCCAGGAAGAAAGCGCCGUAGCCCUGACCCAGACGCCAUUGCCAACCCCGGGGCACUCUGGCUGUCAACCAAGCUGCUCAAGAUGUCUGGCGGGGCCAGUGCCACAGGCCCAAGGAGAGGGCCCCCAGGACUGGAGGAGGCCACCAGUAAGAAGAAGCAGAAGGAUCGAGCAAACCAGGAGAGCAAGGAUGGAGAUCCUAGGAGAGGUGGGUCAGUGUCCGCUCCUCGGGAGGAGCAGACCAAAGAGGAGCUGUUGCUUGAUUGGAGGCAGAGUGCAGAUGAGGUGAUUGUCAAGCUGCGUGUGGGAGCCGGUCCCCUGCGGCUGGAGGAGGUGGAUGCUGCUUUCACAGACACAGACUGUGUGGUGCGGCUUCCAGGUGGUCGGCAGUGGGGUGGUGUUUUCUACGCUGAAAUAGAAAGUUCUUGCACCAAAGUGCAGGGCCGAAAAGGCGGUCUCCUGCAGCUGGUGCUGCCCAAGAAGGUGCCUCUGCUCACAUGGCCCUCUCUCCUGAAGAAAUCUCUAGGGACCCAGGAGUUGGUGUCAGGGCUGCAGUGCCAGGAGAAUGGGCAAGAGCCGUCUCCCAUUGCCCUGGAGCCAGGCCCUGAGCCCCGUCGGGCUAAGCAGGAGGCCCGGAACCAGAAGCGGGCCCAGGGCCGUGGUGAGGUAGGCGCAGGGGCUGGCCCCGGGGCCCAGGCAGGGCCCAGUGCCAAGAGGGCUGUGCAUCUCCGCAGAGGACCAGAGGGGGAGGGGUCCAGAGAUGGCCCUGGACCACGAGGCGAUGCCCCCCCCUUCCUGGCUGAGCCGGCCCCCCAGCCUGAAGCUGAGGAACAACUCCGGGUACCACCGCUGAACCCCCAGACCUGCCUCCUGGGCUCAGAGGAGAAUCUAGCACUUUUGGCAGGAAAGAAGACAGUGUCCCUCAGGAAUGACCCAGUUUCCCCAGCCGUGGCCCGGAGCAGAGACCCUGAGAAAGAGCCCGAGUCCAUGGUGAACCUGGCAUUUGUCAAGAAUGACUCGUAUGAGAAGGGCCCGGACUCAGUGGUGGUGCACGUGUACGUGAAGGAAAUCCGAAGGGACACCUCUCGAGUUCUUUUCCGCGAGCAGGACUUCACGCUUAUCUUCCAGACCAGGGACGGAAACUUCCUGAGACUGCACCCAGGCUGUGGGCCCCACACCAUCUUCCGUUGGCAGGUGAAGCUCAGGAACCUGAUUGAGCCAGAGCAGUGCACCUUCUGCUUCACAGCCUCUCGCAUCGACAUCUGCCUCCGUAAGCGGCAGAGUCAGCGCUGGGGGGGCCUGGAGGCUCCAGCUGCACGAGGUGCAGUGGGUGGUGCAAAGGUUGCCGUGCCGACAGGUCCAACCCCUCUGGAUUCAGCUCCACCGGGAGGUGCCCCCCACCCCCUGACAGGCCAGGAGGAAUCCCGGGCUGUAGAGAAGGAGAAACCCAAGGCUCGAUCUGAGGACACAGGGCUGGAUGGUGUGGCAGCCCGCACCCCCAUGGAGCAUGUAGCCCCAAAGCCAGAGCCACACCUGGCCUCGCCCAAGCCCACAUGUAUGGUGCCUCCAAUGCCCCACAGCCCUGUGAGUGGAGAUAGUGUAGAGGAAGAGGAAGAGGAAGAGAAGAAGGUGUGUUUGCCAGGCUUCACUGGCCUUGUCAAUCUAGGCAACACUUGCUUCAUGAACAGCGUCAUUCAGUCUCUGUCCAAUACUCGGGAGCUCCGGGACUUCUUCCAUGACCGUUCCUUUGAGGCUGAGAUCAACUACAACAACCCUCUUGGGACUGGUGGGCGUCUGGCCAUCGGCUUUGCCGUGUUGCUUCGGGCGCUGUGGAAGGGCACCCACCAUGCCUUCCAGCCUUCCAAGUUGAAGGCCAUUGUGGCCAGCAAGGCCAGCCAGUUCACAGGCUAUGCACAGCAUGAUGCCCAGGAGUUCAUGGCUUUCCUGCUGGAUGGGCUGCACGAGGACCUGAACCGCAUUCAGAACAAGCCCUACACAGAGACCGUGGACUCAGAUGGGCGGCCUGAUGAGGUGGUGGCUGAGGAAGCAUGGCAGCGGCACAAGAUGAGGAAUGACUCUUUCAUCGUGGACCUAUUUCAGGGCCAGUACAAGUCGAAGCUGGUGUGCCCUGUGUGUGCCAAGGUCUCCAUCACUUUUGACCCAUUUCUGUACCUGCCGGUGCCCUUGCCACAGAAGCAAAAGGUUCUCCCCGUCUUCUAUUUUGCCCGGGAGCCCCACAGCAAGCCCAUCAAGUUCCUGGUGAGCAUCAGCAAGGAGAACUCCAGUGCAAGUGAAGUGUUGGACUCUCUCUCUCAUAGUGUCCACGUGAAGCCCGAGAACCUGCGUCUGACUGAGGUGAUUAAGAAUCGCUUCCACCGUGUGUUCCUGCCCUCCCACUCACUGGACACUGUGUCCCCAUCUGACGUGCUCCUCUGCUUUGAGCUGCUAUCCCCAGAGUUGGCUAAGGAGCAGGUGGUGGUGCUAGAGGUGCAACAGCGCCCCCAGGUGCCCAGCGUCCCCAUCUCCAAGUGUGCAGCCUGCCAGCGGAAGCAGCAGUCAGAGGAUGAGAAGCUGAAGCGCUGUACCCGGUGCUACCGCGUGGGCUACUGCAACCAGCUUUGCCAGAAAACUCAUUGGCCUGACCACAAGGGCCUCUGCCGCCCUGAGAACAUUGGCUACCCCUUCCUCGUCAGUGUACCUGCCUCACGCCUCACUUAUGCCCGUCUUGCUCAGCUGCUAGAGGGCUAUGCCCGGUACUCUGUGAGUGUAUUCCAACCACCCUUCCAGCCUGGCCGCAUGGCCUUGGAGUCCCAGGGCCCUGGCUGCACCACGCUGCUCUCCACUAGCUCCCUGGAGGCUGGAGACAGUGAGAGGGACCCCAUUCAGCUGCCUGAGCUCCAGUUGGUGACCCCUGUGGCUGAGGGGCACCCUGGAGUCCCCCGGGCAUGGGCAGCCCCUGACCGGGGCCCUGUGCCCAGCUCCAGUGGAGUUUCUUCUGAGAUGCUGGCCAGUGGACCCACUGAAGUUGGCACCUUGCCUGCUGGUGAGAGGGUAUCCCGGCCUGAAGCUGCUGUGCCCGGGUACCAACACCCUAGUGAAGCCAUGAAUGCCCACACGCCCCAGUUCUUUAUCUAUAAAAUUGAUGCAUCCAACCGAGAGCAGCGGCUAGAGGACAAAGGAGAUACUCCACUAGAGCUGGGUGAUGACUGCAGCCUGGCUCUAGUCUGGCGGAACAAUGAACGCCUGCAGGAGUUCGUAUUGGUAGCCUCCAAGGAGCUGGAAUGUGCUGAGGAUCCUGGCUCUGCUGGUGAGGCUGCCCGUGCUGGCCACUUCACUCUGGACCAGUGCCUGAACCUCUUCACGCGGCCUGAGGUGCUGGCACCUGAGGAGGCUUGGUACUGCCCGCAGUGCAAACAACACCGUGAGGCCUCCAAGCAGCUGUUGCUGUGGCGCCUGCCAAAUGUGCUCAUUGUGCAGCUCAAGCGCUUCUCCUUUCGUAGUUUCAUAUGGCGUGACAAGAUCAACGACUUGGUGGAGUUCCCUGUUCGGAACCUGGAUCUGAGCAAGUUCUGCAUUGGUCAGAAAGAGGAGCAGCUGCCCAGCUAUGACCUGUAUGCUGUCAUCAACCAUUAUGGAGGCAUGAUCGGUGGCCACUACACCGCCUGUGCACGCUUGCCCAAUGACCGCAGCAGCCAGCGCAGCGACGUGGGCUGGCGCUUGUUUGAUGACAGCACGGUGACAACAGUAGACGAGAGCCAGGUCGUGACACGUUAUGCCUAUGUCCUCUUCUACCGUCGGCGGAACUCUCCUGUGGAGAGGCCCCCCCGGGCAGGUCACUCUGAGCACCACCCAGACGUAGGCCCUGCAGCUGAGGCUGCUGCCAGCCAGGACAGAGCCUAUUCUGGCUGUCCAUGGCCUAGGGUGGCUGUCAUCCUCUCUGAGGCUUCCCGGAUUUGGCAGGAGCUGGAGGCCGAGGAGGAGCCAGUACCUGAGGGGCCUGCGCCCCUGGGUCCCUGGGGGCCCCAAGACUGGGUGGGCCCCCCACCAUGUGGCCCUACCACACCAGACGAGGGCUGCCUCCGGUACUUUGUUCUGGGCACCGUGGCAGCUUUGGUGGCCCUCGUGCUCAACGUGUUCUAUCCUCUGGUAUCCCAGAGUCGCUGGAGAUGAGCUCGCCUGCAGGCAGCUGCUGUGAGGCCACCUGCCUGCCUGCCAGGCUAUGCCUGUGUCUGUGGUGGGGACCACUUUGGAUUUGGGCCUCAGUGUGUGCAUCUGAGGGGAGAGGGUGGGGACUGCGGCUCCUGCAGGGGCAGAGCAUCCUAGGGUGGGUAUCUAUCCAGCUGUCUGUCCAUUUGUCCUGCUGCUCUGACCCUUGACCUGGGGCUUAGCCCUGCCCAAGCAGCUUCCUGUAUUUAAAGUGUUAAUAAAGCGAGACUGUUCAGGCCCGAUCUCGUCUCUCUGUCUCAACGCCGCUGCUGUCUGCACCUGCCUUGGGGCCCUCCCUUGGGUGCUGGGGCUCCAAGCCAGCACCCCCGGGAUGCCAGGCGGCAUAUUGGGCAGCCCCCAACCCCUGUCCUCAUAUUCUG
Molecule: messenger RNA, 5348 nt
Organism: Diceros bicornis minor
Lineage: Eukaryota; Metazoa; Chordata; Mammalia; Perissodactyla; Rhinocerotidae
Gene: USP19
Product: ubiquitin specific peptidase 19
Exons: 28
Coding region: 847-4932 (1361 amino acids)
Biological process (GO): protein deubiquitination
Molecular function (GO): cysteine-type deubiquitinase activity
Source: RefSeq, a predicted model, not a curated record